This is a messenger RNA of Anastrepha ludens (Mexican fruit fly), 1451 nucleotides long. RefSeq lists its product as uncharacterized. The transcript has 4 exons. Lineage: Eukaryota; Metazoa; Arthropoda; Insecta; Diptera; Tephritidae. The record is from RefSeq and is a predicted model, not a curated record. Bases 353 to 1279 code for a protein of 308 amino acids.
GUAUAUGUAAAAACAAAAACAACAAAUGCAAGCCACGAGUGUAUUAAGAAAAUGGCAUUGAUUCAAAAUGCAUAGAAAUUAUUGCAAAAAAGAAAACUAUAUAACAAAUUUUACUAAGAAGUUGCGUAUACGCGUAUAAGUACGACCACAACCGUUGUCAAUGCCAUCGAAAUGUCAAGCAAUCAGCAUCAACGAAAUAAAGAAAGACUUGCAGCUUGCAACAUAACUUUGAUUUCUUGCUGAAUGAAGUGGUCGUCGACCAGCGCCACCAGCCAUCACCAGCAAAAACGCUGAAAAUUGCCAUAAAUGCCGCUGCAGCUACCCAAAACAGUCAUUCGACCCGCAGACCCAGAUGAAUGCCCCACUGAAAAUGCUGUACCACACCAAAAGCGCUACAUUUUCCGCUGCUUUUAGUAUUUUGCUAAUAUGCUGUUGUUUUUUACCCAGCGCCGAGCCACUUGUUGUGCCACAGGAGCUGCCCUCCAUUCUAUCAUUAAUCUACUCCAAUAUUCCACCCAUUAAAAAAGGUACCGACUCUCGCCUUGGUUUCGGCUUUCGUCUCGGCAACCACGCGGACUUCCAGGUCCUACUCGAGCUAGGACCGCAGAAGAACACACGCCCAAUUGGCGAGAAUGCUGAUUCGGAGAAUACCUUCAACAAACGACAAGUGAGCAAAGCGCAUCGCGACUAUCUGCUACGCAAGCAAGCACAAGAAGCGCUCAAGCAGCUCACCAGUAGCACCACGGCUACAAUUACAACAAGUGAAGCUACAGGCGGUAGUUGGUUGGAAAAUUGGUCAAAAGCUAUGAACACAAACAUGAAUAGCCACAAAGAGGAUACCGGCACGGACAUUGCAGUGAAUAAAAAAAAAUCGACCCCAAAAUUCACACAGAGUGUAAGCAAAAAGCAGCAGCAGCAAUCGGAUAAGUUGAGUCCAACAUUGGCCACGGUAAAUAAGUCAAUGAUGCAGCUGCAUAUGCUCUACCAAAUGGCCACCACUACCACUACCAGUACAACAACAGGAACACCAAUGGAUGCCAAUUCAGGCACUGAGUCGCCAAUGACGAUUAUCACAACGGUGCCACAGUUUCAGAGGCUGCCUGCACCGAUUGCCCCAAUUAAAGGUGUGCCAUUGAACUUGGGUGGCCCAACAGGCUUUACCCCACGUCCGCCUGAGGAAUUGGCAUUGCAAAUAAUAUCUGAGCUGCAAGGUGAGAAGAAAUCGAAGAGUGAAAUUACAAAGGAAUUGAUGAAUGUGAGUCUUGAGGAGGGCGAGUAAUACAUUUGUAAACGACGAUUUUAGCUCAGUUUGUGUUUGUUUGUGUGGAGUAUGUGUAAAUACAUGAAAUUCAUAGGGAAUGAAAACUAUUGUAAAUAUUUUCUAUAAAAAACUAAACUCUAAUUUGUAUUGUAAAUAAAAAAUAAGGCAAUGAAAAAAAUGUUAAAUAAAA